Molecule: messenger RNA, 1657 nt
Organism: Daphnia carinata
Lineage: Eukaryota; Metazoa; Arthropoda; Branchiopoda; Diplostraca; Daphniidae
Exons: 5
Coding region: 321-1541 (406 amino acids)
Source: RefSeq, a predicted model, not a curated record
AGGGGCGCAUGCCGAUCUCUUCAUUCUCUCGUAGAUGUUCCUAGAGUGGUGACGUGUGCAGGCAAGGCAGGUCGUUGAGGUAGAUAAGGUGGACAAUUCACCUGCUUCGUUCCUUCGAUUACGGAUUCCUAUUGCAAGAAACAAAUCGAAUUGAAGUUUUACAUGGUUCGUCCUUUGUGACCACAAGCCUAAACUGAGCGCCAGUUUUGCCAUCUUCAGCUGUUGUAAGGAAUUACGGAGGAUUUCUACUUGAAAAAGUGUACGGUCAUUUGGCACUUCUUUGUUGAUCCAAGUUAUUUUUACCGGGACGCAAUUAGGAUAUGCGGAUGGAAACGAUGGACAAUGUCGGCUGUGAUUGGCUACUCAACGACCUAGAACCUCCCCCAGAUGCCAUUUUGCGAAUCCCACCACCUCCGCUUCCACAUUUCAUUGACAGAGCUUAUCUUCAAGAGAUGGCUUUAGCCGCGGCCGGUGAUGUCAACCGAGAGAAUGAUACGGUGUUAACAGCUCCGUGUCAUUGGUGUCAUUGGGCGCGACGGUUUGACCUGGUCGGCACAGUUAGCGUAACAUCGGGAACAGAAAUGGCCCUUGAAGAUACAUGGUUUUUCGUCAUUUUAGCAUCGUGCUUGAUGCUUACGCUUGGAGCGUUCCUUUCGGCUUUAAUCUACUUGAGACUAAAUGGGAAAAUGUUGAAAGGUGCUUGGGAUUUUGGAAGCUUUUUGACGGAGAACGGCUCCAUCCUGAUUGGCGGCAACGAUAGUGGUGUGUCCCACAUCGGAAGCGAACGCCACCACAGUACUGGGGCGAUGAUGCCAGUAAGAACAGUCGCCGGCCACCAGACAGAUAAUAGCAAACUGGAUUGCCAGGCAAUCGGUUCCUCUGGCGAUAGGGAAGAAGACUUCCGCCGCAACUGCAGCAGAGGUUCGGUUGCGCCUGUUACUCAGCGACCCGUCGCAACACCUUCGUCCUUUCCACCUUUGACACGGGCUUUGUGGGCUGGUGUCAAAACCUGCGAGGGCAAUCAUUAUAUUAUAACGCACGCGCAACCUUUCGACCAAAAGCAGCAACGUUCGUCGCUCCCUCUGACGUCUGGCCGUGAUCUAGAACAGCCAGACGAAGAUUCCGCUGGUUAUACCACUCUUCACCUCGGUGCCACCACAUCUUCAAUGGCUGUUUCCAAUACUGCAAAUCAAAUGUAUUACUGUUGCACAGACUUGAUGAUGAUGAAGCAAACGCCCACAUCCAGCGGAAUGCAGCAAGUUACUUCCCUAGACGAUUCUGCCAAUGAACUUUGCUGCGACGGCUCGCAGAAUCCGCUUUAUGUUAAUAUGUCUCCGUUGCAUCCUCUAUCCAGCCCAAAAAUGAAUUAUCCCCUUAUGAACCCUAUUUAUCCAUCUCCGUGCCGAUCGCAACACACAUCAACUCAUGUAAGUAAACCAUUAGUUGAGGAGAACACCACAAGAAAUAACCACUUGACACAUCAAACAAACGCUACUUCAAGUUGUUCCGUCAAUGUCACAAGCCAAUGUUCUCAGUCGUAAGUGUGGCUGUUGUAUUAAAUUAACGCGUAUCCACAAAGCGCGUUAUGUUUGUUGCGUGCAUUUCUCAUGUUGUUGCGUGGUCCUGUACAUACACCUGUUUUGAACACAAACCCAUA